Messenger RNA from Candidula unifasciata, 429 nucleotides. The record is from the annotation of a GenBank genome assembly. Lineage: Eukaryota; Metazoa; Mollusca; Gastropoda; Stylommatophora; Geomitridae.
AUGGUCUUGCGUAUUGUCUUCAUCACUGCAGAUGGUAAUUGUAAAAAAAAAAAUAGGUCAGAAUCUCCAGGAAUCACUGUGAAACCUCCAGCAACUGAUAGUGUGGAUCAUAUGACCCCAAUCAUUGGCUACCAAAUUAAAUAUUUACAAUUCUUCAUCAGUAUCAUAGCUUGUAGUGCUGUUAUUGUGGGUACCAGGUCACUAAGGGUUGCUAGACUGUGUUACAAGUUAUACCACAUUUCCACUACAUAUCCACCACAUAUCCACCACACAUCUACCACAUAUCCACCACAUAUCCACCACAUAUCCACCACACAUCUACCACAUAUCCAGCUCUGGACAUAUCCACCACAUAUGCCCACCACACAUCUACCAUCACUAUCCAGUUUGAGAUGCCAGAUCUGUCCACCAAAUCCACUCCAUCACUAA